GAUUGCCGACUUACCGUCUCUCGUAUAUAAGCCCUCAACAUCGAUUGCCGGAGGCCUGGGCUAGGGUUUAAUCCGCAGCGGACCAGGCAAGAUGGGGAAGGGAACGGGAAGCUUCGGGAAGCGGAGGAACAAGACCCACACCCUCUGCGUCCGCUGCGGCCGCCGGAGCUUCCACCUCCAGAAAAGCCGAUGUGCUGCCUGCGGCUACCCCUCCGCCCGGAUCCGCAAAUAUAACUGGAGCGUGAAGGCUAUCCGGAGGAAGACGACCGGGACUGGUAGGAUGCGGUACCUCCGCCACGUCCCUCGCCGCUUCAAGAGCAACUUCCGUGAAGGUACUCAAGCGACUCCGAGGAAGAGGGCAGUGGCCUCUGCAUCUUCUUAAUGCACGAAAAAGAGUGAAAUAUUAUUUGCAUAAUUUUGUGAUUUCCUGUGAUUUAGCUGAAUCUUCGCGAGUGCUAAAAUUGGCUAUUGCUUGGGUUUCCUUUUAAUGAGAAUGUGGUUUUGGAUUUUCUGAUUAGAGACUUCCUAAAUGAAGGUAGUAUGUCUUUUUUUUAAUUAUAUAUGCAUGCAAUUGAGAUGUUAUGACUUA
This is a messenger RNA of Elaeis guineensis (African oil palm), 589 nucleotides long. Its product is annotated as large ribosomal subunit protein eL37z. Gene Ontology annotation, cellular component: ribosome; cytosolic large ribosomal subunit. The record is from RefSeq and is a predicted model, not a curated record. Lineage: Eukaryota; Viridiplantae; Streptophyta; Magnoliopsida; Arecales; Arecaceae. Gene Ontology annotation, molecular function: RNA binding; structural constituent of ribosome. Gene Ontology annotation, biological process: translation.